GAGAGAGAGAGAGAGAGAGAAUGGGUAUUAGUGGAGAAGGAAGAAUGGUGUGUGUAACAGGAGGUUCAGGUUACAUAGCUUCAUGGCUUGUCAACCUCUUACUCCAGCGCGGCUAUACAGUUAGAGCCACUGUUCGUGAUCCCAAUGAUCAUAACAAAACUGAUCACUUGCGUGCACUAGAUGGAGCCAAAGAAAGGCUCCAAUUAUUCAAAGCAAAUUUAGUAGAAGAAGGAUGUUUUGAUCCAAUAAUCGAUGGUUGUGAAGGAGUAUUCCAUACAGCUUGCCCACUAUAUCACAUAAAUGAUCCACAAGUAAAUAUACUGAUAAUUUCCCAUUUUUACCUAUCAUCAAUUGUCCCCUAAACCGUAUUUACGCUUCAUCUUUUUUUUUUUUUAAGAAAAGAAUAAUUCUUUUAAUUAACUAUGAUUGAAAAUUUGAACUUGAGAGCUCACGACCUAGAGUCGAUUCCGGUCCAAAUUGAGUUAUGGUUUGUCAUAUUUCAGGAAGAAUUGAUGGAUCCUGCCAUUAAGGGAACACUGAACGUUCUCAAGUCAUGUGCAAAAGUCUCUUCUGUCAAGAGAGUGAUCAUAACAUCUUCAAUGGCAUCGGUUAUGUUCAAUAGAAAACCUUUGACACCUGAUGUUAUAAUUGAUGAAACUUGGUUCUCAGAUCCAGCUUACUGCGAGACAAUUACGCCUCUAUACCUACUUGCAAAAACCUUAGCUGAGGAGGCUGCUUGGCAAUUUGCAAAGGAAAAUGGAAUUGACAUGAUCACAUUACAUCCAUGUCUUACAAUUGGCCCUUACUUGCAACAAACCAUUAAUGUCACUACGGGUUUGAUUCUGAACUACAUAAAUGGAGAAACAUUUCCCAAUGAAAUAUUAAGAUUUGUUGAUGUUAGAGAUGUUGCAUUUGCACAUAUUCAGGCCUUUGAACUACCUUCUGCUAAUGGAAGAUAUUGUUUAGCUGGAAGAGUUGUGCAUUUCUCCGAGUUCUUAAAGAUUAUUCAUGAACAUUACCCUACACUUCGUCUUCCUUCCAAAUGUCAAGAUGACAAGCCUUUUGUGACCAAAUACGACGUAUCAAAAGAGAAAGCCAAGACUCUGGGCGUCAACUUCACUCCCUUGGAAGUGACUGUUGUUGAUACCAUUAACUGCCUGAUGCAGAAGGGCUUGCUUGGCGUCUGAAUCAUAUAAUUGAAGAAAAUAUUUCUGUUUAAGACAAGAUCUUGUUGUUCUUAGGAAAGUCCAACAACU
Molecule: messenger RNA, 1256 nt
Organism: Ricinus communis (castor bean)
Lineage: Eukaryota; Viridiplantae; Streptophyta; Magnoliopsida; Malpighiales; Euphorbiaceae
Product: phenylacetaldehyde reductase
Exons: 5
Coding region: 423-1187 (254 amino acids)
Molecular function (GO): oxidoreductase activity, acting on the CH-OH group of donors, NAD or NADP as acceptor
Source: RefSeq, a predicted model, not a curated record